Jaculus jaculus (lesser Egyptian jerboa) is the source of this 1014-nucleotide messenger RNA. It is a transcript of the gene Dgat2l6, whose product is annotated as diacylglycerol O-acyltransferase 2 like 6. NCBI's taxonomy places the organism in Eukaryota, Metazoa, Chordata, Mammalia, Rodentia, Dipodidae. The record is from RefSeq and is a predicted model, not a curated record. Gene Ontology annotation, cellular component: endoplasmic reticulum membrane. Gene Ontology annotation, biological process: lipid metabolic process. The transcript has 7 exons. The coding region runs from base 1 to 1014 and encodes 337 amino acids.
AUGCCCAUCUUCUCCAGACUAGAUCUGCAUGAAGGCCUCCAAACCCUCUCAGUUUUGCAGUGGGUUCCAGUCUAUGUGAUUUUAGGUGCUAUUCCUAUCGUCCUUGGACCCUACUUUCUAAUAUUCAGUGAUUUAUGGCCCUUAUCAGUGAUCAUGUUAGCCUGGCUCAUCUAUGAUUGGAAUACUCACAGUCAAGGUGAUAGGCGUUCAGCAUGGGUACGAAACUGGGCCCUCUGGAAGUAUUUCAAAAAUUACUUCCCAAUAAAGCUGGUGAAGACUCAUGACCUUUCAUCCAAACACAACUACAUCAUUGCCAACCACCCACAUGGCAUUCUCUCUUAUGGUGCCUUCAUCAAUUUUGCUACUGAAGCCACGGGCUUUUCCUGGAUUUUCCCAUCCAUCACUCCCUUUAUAGCAACCUUGGAAGGAAUCUUCUGGAUCCCAAUUGUGCGAGAAUAUGUGAUGUCAAUGGGUGUGUGCCCAGUGGCUGAGCUGGCCCUGAAGAACAGACUGACCAAGAGAGGCUCAGGCAAUGCUGUGGUCAUUGUGGUGGGUGGAGCUUCUGAAUCCCUCUUGUGCAUUCCAGGAUCCACCACCAUCAUCCUCAAAAAUCGUAAAGGUUUUGUCAGGCUGGCACUGAAGACAGGGGCAUACCUUGUCCCUUCCUACUCCUUUGGUGAGAAUGAGGUGCACAAUCAAGCAACCUUCCCUGAAGGAACAUGGAAAAGAUUCCUCCAAGAAACCUGCCAGAAAAUAGGCAAAAAAAUCCUAGGCUUAAAUUUCUGUACCUUCUAUGGCCGUGGCCUCACUAAGGGAUCCUGGGGCUUUCUGCCUUUCAAUCGGCCCAUUACCACCAUUGUUGGGGAACCCCUGCCAAUCCCCAAGAUCAAGGAUCCAGACAAGGAGACAGUGGACAAGUACCACACACUCUAUAUCAGUGCUCUGUGCAAGUUGUUUGACCAACACAAAGUUGAAUAUGGCUACUCUGAGACCCAGGAGCUGAAAAUAAUAUAA